AUGCCGUGGAAUCCCGUCAACCUCCCCGUUCCAGUAGAAUUGGCUUGCAACCAGGGUAACACUGAACUGGUCAAAAUAUUCCUUGAAAACGGUUGCAGUCCAAAUCUCCCGACGUCCAAGGGUCGUCUCAUUCACUCGGUGCUCGACUGCAUGAAGUCCGGGGCCAUUAAAUUGGAAGACGGGAGAGAUCUGAUUGCAUUUAUGAUCAAGAAAGAUCUACAGUUGUCUAUCGUCGAUGCAAAAGGUGAUUCUCCAUUACAACUUUCGGCGGAACUAGGCGAUGUCGAAACAUUGGAACUGAUUAUCAGUCACUCUCCGGCCAGACACCAGUGCGAAAGAAGCAUCGGUAGCGGAUUUAUCCCUUUACAUACUUCCGUAAUGAGAGGAGACCUGGACUGUGUGGAUAGAUUACUACGACACUACCCUGCUAAAUUUAUUAAUCAGUAUGACCAAAAUGGAGAGACAGCUCUUAAUCAGUGCCUGAAAAUGAUCCGUAAUAAUGUGAAAUACUUGCAAACCAACAAGGACGGUGUGGUCUGCCUGGAGACUAAUCCUGACCAACGGAGAUUAUUCGGACAUCAAUGUAAAUUCGUUGGUAUUAUUGAGAUGUUACUAUCGGCCGGAGCCGACCCAAAUUCACUUUACUUCGAAAAUACAUUUGAUUCAACGAGACGGCAACAAUCCUUUCUGCCUCUAUUCAUUGCUCUAGGCAUUCUGUCCAUGUAUGAAACGCGUUACGUGCACGAAGCGAGACCCUCGACCCUAGAGCUGGAAAAGACGGAGGAUUAUAUGAACCUAUACCAAAGCAUACUACAAACGUCAGAAGAUUUUCUCAAUCUGUACAAGAGCAUUGUCCGAUUACUUGUUCUUUGGGGGGCUACACUUGAAAAGACAAGUCGUGUAUAUUACAAGAAUCUUUUUGCUAAUUGCCCCAUCGUACAAAAUGUGAUUGAUGAAGUGUUCGACUACUGGUCCUUCGUCAGAUUUACCAAAAAUAAACCAAAGAAGCUGACCCACCUGUGCAGACAGGUCAUCAGAAGGAGGCUUCGUCAGGCAAAGUCCCUACACGCUAUAGACUCCCUGCCUUUGCCUGCAAACCUCAAGGAAUAUGUGAAACUUAAUUACUUUUGA
Acanthosepion pharaonis is the source of this 1131-nucleotide messenger RNA. NCBI's taxonomy places the organism in Eukaryota, Metazoa, Mollusca, Cephalopoda, Sepiida, Sepiidae. The record is from the annotation of a GenBank genome assembly.